AUGAGUCACUGCCAAAACCCUGAGCUCGAGAUCCAGAAACUUCGAGCCCUGCUGGAGCAGAGGAACGAGGAUCUUUUCCGAGCGAAACGAGAACUAUCGCAGCUGCAGAGCACCGUCUUCCAGUCCCAAAUAGUGCCGUCGUCGGGCCAGGAGGUACUUGACCCUGCCGUUUCCCACGAGGAGUUCCAGCUGCCCACUGCGGCUACUCCCGUCACGGCCUUCCGCCAGGAUGCCAUGUUGAGAAGCCACACUGUCCCUCGCAAUGACGCUAUCGGCGGUGGACACGGUCGUCACGAGGGCGUUGCGCAAUCUUCUCAUCGACACGGCAGCCAUGCCCACGCCGUCAAGCGUGCUAGGACCAUGUCCCAGCAGGCGCCAGCUUCGCAGAAGAUGGACCGCAUCGGUUCGAAUCUGUCAACCCAGUCUGCCGGGCCCUUCACAGGCGCCUCCCCGAUAGCCGCCCCUCCGUCGCGGAUACAUACCGCCAACACGCAGAUGAGGAACGCCGGCAUGGCGGAUUAUGCAGACAAGGACGAGCAGGCGACAUCGUACGCCCUGGUGCAGUCCUUGUCCACGCGGUCGUCCCAGUCGUUGUCGAAGCAUCGACGAUACGACAUGCCCACCGUCUCGGAGUCGGGGCCGAUGACCGGCAAGAUGCUCGACCCCGGUGACUUCUUCGCAUCGCACCCGUAUCCCUCCGAUGAUAAUCUAGGCCCGGUGAUAGGGUCCCUCGGCUCGUCGGUGCCCUCACAAGGCACCGACGCCGACGUCCCCCAGUUCAACAUCACUAGCAUCUCGGUGUGCGGCUCGAUGACGACGGCACCCACGUACGACACCGCGCCGAUGACGAGACAGAACAGCCUGUUCGACAACCAGUUCGACAACCAGUCCGUGUCGGGCGCCGUGCGCAUGAUGAGCCUCGGGUCGCAGAUGUCGCAUGCCGGCGAGCCGUACUACCCAGAUGGAACCCACUACAACAGCGGCGGCACCAGCAGCGGAGACAACUCGCCGCUAGGAAAGCGGCCCUACUGCAGCGAAGACGCCCUCAUCGCCGUCGGCUCGAGCCUCGCGCCCCCUUCCAACUACCAGUACGCCAUCUCAGCGCCCACCGACGGGCUCCUCGCGUCCUCAGACAUGGAACGGUCAGUGUCGAGCGCGAGCGCCGCGAGCACGCGGUCCAACUCGUCGCUCAAGACGCGCGCCAAGGACACGCUGAAACAACAAUGCCGGCGCGCGCGCAUCGCGCCGCUCAAGCCGAAGCCUGAGACCAAGCAGGGCGCCGCCGAGGGGCCAGCCGGCGCCAAGAAGGACGGCAAGGCCGCCAUCGUCAAGGCCAAGUACGUGCGCCCAAAGCAGCCCAAGGUCUACUGUGACCAGUGCGACGAGCAUAAGGACGGCUUCCGCGGCGAGCACGAGCUGCGCCGCCACCGCGACGCUAAGCACCAGGCCACCGUCAAGAAGUGGAUCUGCGUCGACCCGGCUGCCCAUGGCCUGCCCGUCGGCAUCCCUGCCGUCAACCCGCUCGCCAAGUGCAAGGCCUGCAAGACGCAGAAGAAGUACGGUGCCUACUAUAACGCGGCCGCCCACCUGCGGCGGACCCACUUCAAGGAGAAGCCGUCGCGCCAGAAGAAUAAGGGCGGCACCGCAGGCGGCGCCGGCGGUGGCCGCGGCGACGAGGACAAGCGCGGCGGCAAGGGUGGCGGCGAUUGGCCUCCCAUGAGCGAGCUCAAGAACUGGAUGAAGGAGGUAUGGGUGAGCAAGUACGACGCAGAGGACGAGGACGACGGCGAGGACGACACGAGCUACCCGGCCGCCACUGCCGCCGACGCCGAGCCCGGCGCCGCGGCGAUCGAGUCGGCGUACGCGGCUGAGUUCAACAUGGCGGCGGCCGCGGCGGCACCGGGGCUAGAGAGCGACAUGUUCGGCGGCGACGUCGAAUACCACACGCUGGUGGCCAACACGGACCUGGGGGCGUACGCCGCCGGGGAGAUGCCGCUGUCGUCGGCGGAUUUCAACUUCGCCCACGGGCUGCCGUCGCCCGGCUUCGCCGACCUCAGCCACCACCCGCACCACCACCACCACGCCGGCAUGAGCCCGUUCGCCUCAGCGCUCUCGUCGUCCGCCACCAUCACCCCGCUGACCGCGUACCAGGAACCGCAGCAGCAGCCGGGCCAGUCGCAGCUCACCGACUUCGACUUCGAUAUGGCUUUCACCUCGUGA
Messenger RNA from Durotheca rogersii, 2220 nucleotides. RefSeq lists its product as uncharacterized. NCBI's taxonomy places the organism in Eukaryota, Fungi, Ascomycota, Sordariomycetes, Xylariales, Xylariaceae. Bases 1 to 2220 code for a protein of 739 amino acids. The record is from RefSeq and is a predicted model, not a curated record. The transcript has 2 exons.